Messenger RNA from Acanthopagrus latus (yellowfin seabream), 7862 nucleotides. RefSeq names its product nuclear receptor coactivator 3-like. Bases 566 to 5173 code for a protein of 1535 amino acids. The record is from RefSeq and is a predicted model, not a curated record. NCBI's taxonomy places the organism in Eukaryota, Metazoa, Chordata, Actinopteri, Spariformes, Sparidae. Gene Ontology annotation, cellular component: nucleus. Gene Ontology annotation, biological process: positive regulation of transcription by RNA polymerase II; cellular response to hormone stimulus. Gene Ontology annotation, molecular function: nuclear receptor binding; protein dimerization activity. The transcript has 23 exons.
GACUACUUUUAAGUAGAAAGUCUGGUGGCUGCUUUUAACCUCUGGGCUCCAUCACACAAACAAGUCGGUUUGCUUUCUGUGAGUUUAACCAGAACUACACCUCUUCUGCUGCUGCUGCUGCCGCCGCUGCUGCAUCUCUCUCCGCGGCUGGUAUCGUCACAGACAGACAGUGCCUGUCCAACCCUCUCCACCUCCACCUCCACCCCCCCUCCUCUUUACCCCUGCGGUGGUGGAGUCCGCCUGUAGUCCGCAUCCGGGUCGGACGAGAAAGCCAGAAGCGCGGCGCUCCACUCGAGCGAACUCUUUUACCCAGAAGCCCCCGCGACGCCUCAACUUACAGAACUGGCUUCUUGGGCUCCGGGAGUGUUUCCCAUUUAAACAAACAGUGCCGAAGAUGGCGGAGAGUUAACGGUGUAAAGAAGAAAUUAUCGAUCCGGCAGAGCGAUACGUCCACAAGACUCCAUUGACCAACCCCGAUAUUGGACUGCACCCCCAGAGUGCGGGGAGGGGGGAUCUGAUCGUCCAUCAUCUCGGCGCCGUCACAAGGUGCUGAUAUGUGUGCACGAUGAGCGGACUGGGGGAGAACUCCAUGGAGCCUCUGAGCUCAGAAAACCGGAAACGCAAGCUCUCCACUUGCGACACGCCUGGUCUGGGUUGUGACAGGAAGCGACGGGAGCAGGAGAGCAAGUACAUCGAGGAGCUAGCCGAGCUGAUCUCCGCCAACCUCAGCGACAUCGACAGCUUCAACGUCAAACCAGACAAGUGCGCCAUCCUCAAGGAGACGGUGCGCCAGAUCCGCCAGAUCAAAGAGCAGGGAAAAGCUUCCUCCAACGACGACGACGUCCAGAAGUCAGACGUGUCCUCGACAGGUCAGGGGGUCAUCGACAAGGACCACCUGGGGCCGCUCCUGCUGCAGGCUCUGGACGGCUUCCUGUUUGUGGUGAACCGGGAGGGCAGCAUCGUGUUCGUGUCGGACAACGUGACGCAGUACCUGCAGUACAAACAGGAGGAGCUCAUAAACACCAGCGUGUACAAUAUUCUCCAUGAGGACGACAAGGAGGAGUUCCACAAGAACCUGCCCAAAACCAACAUAAAUGGAGUGUCGUGGGGAAGCGAGGCAGCCCGACAGAAGAGUCACACGUUCACUUGCCGGAUGCUGGUCAAGUUCGGCCACGCCCACGGCCCCAUGGAGGAGGGGCCAGGAGGGCCACGCUAUGAGACCAUGCAGUGUUUUGCUCUCACACAGCCCAAGGCCAUGAUCGAGGAGGGGGAAGACCUUCAAUCAUGUAUGAUCUGUGUGGCCCGACGGGUGACAGCCAUGGAAAGAACGGAGAGUUUCAACACACGGCAUGAGCUCUCAGGUAAACUGAUCCAGAUCGACCAGAAUUCUCUGCGAGCAUCGAUGCGUCCUGGCUGGGAGGAUUUGUUGAGGCGUUGCAUUCAGAUGUUCCUUCAGCACAGUGAUGGGCAGCCGUGGUCGCACAAACGCCACUACCAUGAGGCCUUUCUGCAGGGUCAUGCUGAGACACCCUUGUACCGCUUCUCCCUGUCCGACGGCACUCCAGUCACGGCGCAGACCAAGAGCAAACUCUACCGACACCCCAUGAGCAACGAGCCGCAAGGCUUCAUCUCCACUCACCUAUUACAGAGAGAACCAAAUGGAUACCGCUCAAAUCAAGGUGGAGGCAUGAUGCCCAACACGAUGAGACAACAGGGCAUGGGAGGCCCUAACCCAAAUGCCCAGAUGAACAUGAACACCGGUGGGGGGAUGGGGAUGGGGGGCAUGGGCAGCAUGAACAGGAGCUUUGGGAUGAACGAGCAAGGCCACAUGGGUCACAUGGGCCCAAUGGGAGGUGGCUCUAUGUACGGAGGGAGCGGCGGAGGAGGAAGUGGAGGUGGAGGCAUGGGCAACCGCAUGAUGCAGAUGAAUCAGAUGGGGCAGAUGAAUCAGGUGGGGCACAUGAACCAGAUGAAUCAGAUAGGUCCCAUGAAUCACCCGGGACAAGGCAUGCAGCAGCAUCCACAGCAGCCCCCGUUUCAGAGCAGUGGAGGGUUUGGGCUGAGCGGCAUGAACAGCCCGUCGGGAAGUCCCAGAAUGGGCGGCCCCCAGCAGGGACUCCUGAUGUCGCCUCGGAACCGAGGGAGCCCAAAGAUGGGCAACAACCAGUUCUCACCUGGAGGCAUCCAUUCUCCCAUGAGUGGCAUUGUCAGUGGUGGAGGAAGUGGCGGGAGCACCACCACCUUCUCCAGCAGCUCACUCAACGCCCUGCAAGCGAUCAGUGAAGGAGUCGGGAGCUCCCUCCCCUCAACCCUGACUUCUCCCACGCCGGCCCUUAAACCAGACAGCUCUCCCAGCAUCCACUCCUCCUCGUCCUCCUCUCAACCCAAUCAGCCGGCCAAACCAGGCCAAGAUGGCUCCAAAAGCCCAGUGGGAGGUUUAGGGCCUGGGCCCAGCGACCAUCACCACCCCAUGCACCAUCACCACCAUCAUCAGCAUCCUCAGACUGAGAGCUCUGUUGACCGACCAGACAGCCAGGCAGCUACAGCGACAAAGGAAUCUGGAGAGGGAGGCAAUGAGGCGGGAGUGGCAAGCUCUGAGCCCCCCCGCAGGGUACCAGACAGUAAGGGGCAUAAGAAGCUGCUGCAGUUGCUGACCUCCCCAACUGAGGAGCUGGGAAUAGGUGGCAGUGGGCCAACAGGGCCCCCUGUACCACCGCCUCCGACCAGCAGCAGCACUCCUGCAGGCUCAGACAGUAAGGACCCCACUGGAGGCAUGACUAGCCCCUCGUCUACUGGGGUCUCCUCCUCUUCUUCAGCCAGUGCCAACACAGGCCAGGCGACUGGGCCAGGAGGCGUGUCAACAUCACAAUCGUCAGCGCACUAUACAGGCUCACUGCAAGAAAAGCAUAAGAUCCUUCACAAGCUUCUUCAAAACGGCAACACCCCAGAUGAAGUAGCCAAGAUCACAGCAGAAGCUACGGGGAAGGUGUCGCUGGGCGGCCAGGAGGGCAGUGAGGCUGGAACAGGUGGAUCAGGGACUGGGACGGGGCCUGGGUUGACUGAGCCCAAGCAGGAGCAACAUAGCCCCAAGAAGGAGAAGACCCACGCCCUCCUCCACUACCUCCUCAACAAGGAUGAUUCCAAAGAGCCGGCAGAUGUCAAGCCUAAACUUGAAGAGCUAGACGGGAAGGGAGCCCCGGGGGCCGCUGGCGGCCCUGCUCGGGGUGGCCCUGGAUCUGGACCCGGCCCUGCACCAGAACAUUCUGAGAGCAAGAUCAAGUCAGAGCCACCUGAUGAUUUGCACAACCUAGAGUCCAUACUUGGGGACUUGAGGGGUUCAAGCUCUGACUUUUACCCGGAUCAGGCUGGAGGUGGGGGGGCUAACGACACAGGAAACAAACCCCAGGGUUGCAUUGACGACGGUCUGCAGGGGAGUCCAGGAAUGGGUCCGGGGCCUCGAGGGCCCUUCCAGAGGGCCAUGUCCAUAGAUGGGAAGCCCCCAGGUGGGCCCGGAGGAGCAGGCAGACGCCCCAUGCUCAUCAAGCAGGAGAACAUGAUGGGCAGCCCAGACAGCUACCCAGGAAACAUGGGACCAAUGAAUAGGGGUAUGGUUCCCCAGAGGUCUCCCAUGGGGGGGUCAGGGGACUGGGGAAUGCCCCGCUCCAGUGCCAGCCCAGUGGGCUCAGCAGGGCACCCCUCUAUGAUGCGCACAGGCAUGGAGUACAACAGUAGUAAGGGCAUGAUGUCUGGACCGAUGGUCAGCCGCUCCAACAGCGUUCCAGGCAGCAGGUCUAUGUUGCAGCAACAGCUCAUGGAAAUGGGAGGCUCUGCUGACAUGGGCAUGGGAAUGAGCCCCUUCAGCCAGCAGGGCCAGGCCAACCAGUCUCCCUCCUGGCCGGACUCCAUGAUGAGCAUGGAGGGUAACAGACGCCAGUUCGGCAACACCUUAGAUGACCUCCUGGUGCCUCCCACCACUACUGAGGGUCAGAGCGAUGAGCGGGCACUCCUGGACCAGCUAGACUCUCUGCUGAAUAACACGGACGGCAUCGCUCUGGAGGAGAUCGAUCGAGCACUCGGCAUCCCAGACCUGGUCAGCCAGACCCAGGGAGCUGAGCAGCCGAUGGAGCCCUUUCCAGGCCAGGACCCAUCCAUGGUGCUGGACCAGAAGCCUCUCUAUGGACAGGGAUAUCCCGGACCCCCCACCAUGCCUAUGCAGUCUGGCUAUGGAGGGAAUCCCAUGCAGGGACAGGCCCAGCAGGGAGGGUUUGGACCCAUGCUCUCUCAGAUGGGCCAAGGUGGCAGCUUCCCCGGUAUGGGUGGGAUGGGCGGCAUGGGACACCCGCGGGCCAACAUGAUCAGACCCAGGAUGAUGACCGCCAACAAGCCCAUGAGGCUCCAGCUGCAGCAGAGGCUGCAGGGACAGCAGUUCAUGAAUCAGACGCGGCAGGGCAUGGGGAUGAAGAUGGAGAACCCGGGAGGCAACCCUGGCAUGAGGCCCGGCAUGCAGCCUAGCAUGGGAGGACAGCCGGGCUUCAUCAACGCUCAGAUGAUGGCUCAGCGCAGCAGAGAGAUGGUCACCAUGCAGAUGAGGAGGCAGCGCAUGAUGAUGCUGAUGCAGCAGCAACAGCAGCAGCAGGCAGCAGCAGCCGCUGCUGCAGCAGCAGGAGGCUUCAGUCCUCCUCCAAACGUCACAGCUCCCGGUGGCAUGGACAACCCCAUGGGGGGGCCAAGCAUGGGCCAGCCGGGCCCCCAGCAGUUUGGCUAUGGUGGGAACUACGGGAUGGGCCAGCAGGGAGACCCCUCAUUUGGCCCAUCAGGCGGUAGUCCUCCCAACGCCAUGAUGCCCAGCCGCCUGGGACCUCAAAACCCCAUGAUGCAACAGCACCCGCAGGGCGGUCCCAUGUACCAGGGCGCUGAAAUGAAAGGCUGGUCGCAGGGAGGCAUGGGACGCAACAGUUCGUACCCUCAGCAGCAGUUCGGGCAGCAGGGACCACCGGGGCAGCAGCAGUUUGGGCAACAGGGAAACCCAGGCCAGUACGGGGGCAUGAUGAUGAAUGGGGGCAUGCCAGCCGGUGGAGGAGGAGGUCACAUGGGUCAGAUGGGAGGGCAGAUGGGUAUGAACCCAAUGGUCAUGGGACGCAUUCCUAUGGGUCCUGAUCAGAAAUACUGCUGAGCGUCAGGACGGAAGCUUUUGUCUCACUGUGAUCUCCAUCCAGAGACAGGACAUGGCUGCAGCACUGGAGUGUGUGGAGGAUGAAGCGGUGUGUGUGUGGGUGUGUGAGUGUUUUUGUCAGUGUGUGUAGUGCUGCACUCCCACCAGACGGGGGAGUGAACUUGCUGCCAGUAACAUUAGUCUGGCUACAUGGAGGAGAAACAGUCAGACUGUCACACGAGAAUCAGAAACACUGUGACACAUUUACACUCAUUUACAAUCUGGAGACGGUUCGGACAGAUGUGCGAUCCCUCCCGUAAUUUUACUAUCCCUCUCUCUCUUUACGAGUGGUGUGUGUGCGCCUCGGUGAGCACACACCCACUCGCUGGACCAAACAGUGAAGGUGGACGGACCCUUGACAUCUCCUCCUUCGUCGAAUGUACCAUGAAGCUGUGUUCAGAUGUAAAAAUGUGGGGAUUCCUCUCUCGUUUCUGAACUCCGAACUGGGAUCUUUUUUCUCUCCUCCUCUGGCCUCUCCGCUGCUCCUGAAGGAUCUCUGCGACGCUGAAGCAAAAACACAGUUCUCGAUUGACGAGCCAUCAGAUUGUGACACUCACAUGAAUGUCAUUAAGCAGUAGCACAUUUGUUUCGUCGUCCAGGAAGUACGACUGAAGUACUCGUUGGCUGAUUGCACUUUAAGGAAAGGCCAACAUCAAAAAGGAUUGUGGCAAUAUAGAGGCCUUUACCCAAGAAUUAAUGAAUAGCAGCAGACAUUUACUGUUUUAUUUUUGUGUGUGUGUUCUCCGACUUUUUUCCUCUCCGAGCAACUGAGGGCUGUUGAUUGGAAAUGGGUGACCUCGGUGGUCUUUGUUCUCGAGUGGGAACCAGUAGAAAGGCUGUAAGCACAGGUUUUAUCCAACACUCUUCUACAGUGAACCAAUUUAUUACCACAGAGGAAAAUGAAACCAUUUUGGACUUCUAUUAAUGAUCAGAACUCCACUUAUAUUUAUACAAUUUCCAGAUCGUUUUAUCAUUCCAGAGGUAAUUUUUAGAUUCCAAGUGUUGCAGAUAUUUUGGUUACAUCGUGCCAAUUCACAGUGUUAACGACGAGUGCAGAGAUGAAAUUGAUUGCCAAUUAUAAGAUUAUGUCUAUAUGAGCUCACGCUGUGCAAGAAAAGUGAAGCAUAUGUUCAGAUUUCCAGUGUGCAGAAUUUUUCGAGCAAUAAUCCUUCCUCCUGGUUUUCCUCUGAGGACAAAGCUGGAGUAUGUUUUACUCAAAGCGACGGCACUGCAGUAUUAGACCUGAUGUCUUGUUUGGAGCUUUCUUUUUUUUUCUUUUUUUUUCUCCUUUUGUCUGUGAAUAUGAAUUGUAAAUAGGCUUCAAAUGUACGAUAUAUAAAUAUAUAUAUGCUUUUGUAGGUCACAUACUGUUUUUGCACAGAUUGUAAGGCUUGAUAUUUAAAAGUGUAAUUUUCUUAAUCCGUCAUAGGUCAGCUUUUAUUUUCAGUACUUUAACCAUCGGUUGGAGAGGAAGGGCCUCCUUUUUUCUAAAGCAGUACGUGUAGAUUUUUUUUCUUUUCUUUCUCUCGGAAAGCCCUGUGUGGUGCUGGUCUUAGCUAAAGAGGUGCUAGUGUGUAAUUCUUUUUUUUAAAUAAAUUAUUUUUCUUUUGACGAUAAAAAGAAAACACAAAAUCUAAAAAAAAAAAAUUUAAAAAAGAGUUGACACAUGAUUGUGUUAGCCUUCUAGGGGCCCAGAUGUCUUAUGAGUACGUGGGGUUGAUAUUUUUCCGAAGCGAACCUCAUGCUUCCACGUGUGACUCUUUUCCGUUUCACUCCUGAGAAUUUCUGUGGAUUUUCUUGUGCAGGAAAGUCAGUCCCGCUGUAUAACUGUCCAUCAGUUUGUUCGGUUUGUCCUCAUGGGAGCAACACAAUAAACAGUUUAAGCCCCUAAGUACUUGUCAGUCUUCUGGCAGGUGGCUUUUUUUUUCUUUUUCUUUUUUUGCAUUUAAGUUUGCCUUUAUUUUGUUUCCUGUGAAGCUUUUGUUAAGAAAUCUACCUUGGGGCACACGCUCAAUCCAAAGAUUUUUGUUUGUCAUUCUGCAGUGCGUAGAAACAGUUCCUGACGUAGAUCGUGCGAGUACUCAUGUGUGCUUUUACUGUUGCACAUAACCUAUAAUAUACAUUGAACUAAAUAUGUUUAAUUGCAUAUAUUAUAUCCCCAUCCGUAUGACAUAGAGUAGCCAUGAGUCUGGUUCUGCUGAGGUGGUUUGACUCCUUCUUUCGUUUGUGAUUGUUUCUUCCUUUCUAUAGAACUUAACGGCCAGUUGAAUUGUGGUGCUGCAAACGGUUAUUUCACACGAGAAUGUCGAGUUUUUCCAAGCUGGGGAAGGAGGUUUCAUGAUUGAUGUCAUUAUGUCUCAGAAUAAUAGCUUGGAGUUGUUGGGUUUUUGUUUUGUUCUAACCCCAGUCUCAAUGAAGAAUAUGUAAGUUUAAUCUACAAAUGUUGAAAAAAAAAAAAAAAGUCUGUUUUUGCUUUAAAGGAAAGAAACUCCUCUCUGGCGCAUCGUCGGCGCUAAAGAAUAGAUAAAACACAUCUGGGAAACAUAACGUCAUUAUUACAGGUUGUAAAAUACUCUUGCAUUUCUUUUUCUUACCUUGUUUCUUGAUGUUAAUAUCGAUGUAAAUACAAAUUUAUAUUUAAACAUUAAAA